Poecilia reticulata (guppy) is the source of this 5015-nucleotide messenger RNA. Lineage: Eukaryota; Metazoa; Chordata; Actinopteri; Cyprinodontiformes; Poeciliidae. The record is from RefSeq and is a predicted model, not a curated record.
AGACACCAGGGCUGAGCAUGAAUACGUUUUACGGUUGGAGUGAUACAGUCUAAUUUUCUUUUUUUUUUUUUUUUUUUUUUACAAGCUCUACAUGAUUUAUCACUCAGAUGACCUCUGCACAUGCAAAUCUGGCAGUGAACCUGUCUGACUUAAAUUGUGACUGAAAGGCGCGCUGCUGUGUAAUUGCUAGCUUCCUCCGUUAGGUGGAGUCAUAGAGCCGAUUUUGAGCCUGAAGCUUGACCCUUGUCCUGGUUUUAUCACCUGUCUUUGUUUCAUUAAGCUCCUCCAAAGCGCAGCCCGAACCGGGUCAGUUGACAAGAAAAACACGGCUUAAUUAUGAUGCCUUUAACAGCCGCUAUUCACAGGUAGGAGAUUACCUGUCGCAGAGAGACUGCUCGGGGAAAUGCCACAGUCAUUUGCCUUUCCUUCCUACAGUGAGCAGGCAGCGCUUUUUACUGAAUGGGAGCAUCAUGUGAAACUUGAGGCGUCUGGCGUAAGGAUUUCUGCGUGGACGCCGCACGUACUCUGGCUGCAGCAGGACGCAGCGAGAGGGACAUUUCAUUUCUGUAGUGUCUGUCUUCAGUGUAGGGUUUUGUGUGUGUGUGUGUGUGUGUGGUUGCGUUUUGCUUUGAAUCAGCACAUAUAGUAAUGUAUACAUGGAGGACAUAAUUCGGGACGUUGUUUGGUUUGUGUUGGUGAGAUAUGGAGACCGGACGCGCUCUGGACGGACCCUGCGCGGUGAAGUUUGCGUGGAAGCGCAAUUUCCUAGCAGCAGACACUGAAUCCAGUCUGGGAUAUCUAAAUGGAAGAAUGUUGCCUGUGGGAUGUAAAAUACCAUCUGCAGUUCAAAUGGAGUGUAAUCUAAUUUACAGGAUCAGGGGCCAAAGAUCGACAACAGACAUCUUGUGCUAUUCAUCCCAGAGGAGAUGUAGCAGGACUCUUCAGUAUGACAUAGACGUAGUCCUCUCCCCCGCCCCCGCCUACUCAUCUUCAGGGAUGGAUCUCGUGAACUUCACGACCGUCAUCGACAAUGGCUUCUUAGACGAGAUGCCGUCGAGCCGCGUGCUGACCGGCUGCUUCCUGUCGCUGCUCAUCCUCACCACGCUGCUGGGGAACACGCUGGUCUGCGCUGCCGUCACCAAGUUUCGUCACCUGCGCUCCAAAGUCACCAACUUCUUCGUGAUCUCGUUGGCCGUGAGCGACCUCUUGGUGGCCAUCUUGGUGAUGCCGUGGAAGGCGGUGACGGAGAUCGCGGGCUUCUGGCCGUUCGGCUCCUUCUGCGACACCUGGGUGGCUUUUGACAUCAUGUGCUCGACCGCGUCCAUUUUGAACCUCUGCGUGAUAAGCCUGGACCGCUACUGGGCCAUCUCCAGCCCCUUUCGCUAUGAGAGGAAGAUGACACCCAAAGUGGCCUAUGUUAUGAUCAGCGUGGCCUGGACGUUAUCUGUCCUCAUUUCUUUUAUCCCUGUGCAGCUGAACUGGCACAAAGCCCAGAGUAAACCUUACAAGCCGCUCACUGAGGCAUUAGUGUCACUGGGAUCAAACACUACAUCCCUCCGCACUUCUGAAAAUUGUGACUCCAGCCUGAACAGGACCUACGCCAUCUCCACCUCACUCAUAAGCUUCUACAUCCCUGUUGCCAUAAUGGUCGCCACGUACACGCAGAUUUACCGCAUUGCUCACAGACAAAUCAGGAGGAUCUCUGCCCUGGAGCGUGCCGCAGAGAGUGCCAAGAACAGACACAACAGCGUGGGCCGAGGUUCCAGCAUCGCAGAGUCCGAGAGCUCUUUCAAAAUGACGUUCAAGAGGGAGACUAAAGUGCUGAAGACGCUGUCGGUGAUAAUGGGGGUGUUUGUGUGCUGCUGGCUGCCAUUUUUCAUCCUAAACUGCAUGGUACCCUUCUGCGAGCAGUCAAGCGGAGGAGAGGCCUUCACUUGCAUAAGUCCCACCACCUUUGACGUAUUUGUGUGGUUCGGCUGGGCUAACUCCUCCCUCAACCCCAUCAUCUAUGCCUUCAAUGCUGAUUUCCGCAAGGCCUUCUCCAUCCUGCUGGGCUGCCACAGACUGUAUCCAGGAGGCCACAACGUAGAGACGGCCAGUCUAAACAAGAAGUGACUCAUGACUCCCCGGGCCCUGACUCAUCCCUUUAUUCUAGGAGUCCAGGAGCUUAAUGUGCAUCCGGACUGGCUGAGAAGAGGACGCYGCUGUCUGUGAUUCUGAGCUAACGCUUAGUGUGACUGAAUGGUACUGUGACACUGUGUGCACAUGUUUGCAUCGGGUGAGUGUGACCCUGCUGUGUUUUCUGUGGCUGUUACACAACCUUCCAAAGUGAGAAUCAUGUCUGGGAGCAGAGUGGAUUUGGGAUUGAGAUUAAGAUGGUGCUGGUUGUGCAAGGGGUCUGAGCGUGUACCGGUUCUGACAUGGCUCCAGGAUGGAUAAUCCACAGGAUCGGGCAGCAUGCACUGUGUCAGACGCUGCUGUUCUCCUUGACAUCACUCUCGACAGUAGUACACGGUGUCAUGGCGUCCUCCGCCAAAUAAAGCGCAAUCGCAGCACAACUGGUGCACUUUACCAAAUCACAUGACAGCUCACACAUCUACUGUUACACACGAUUAAAAUUGUCUGCAAAGAGUGAGGUCAUGCAUCUAACCAAAUCACGUUUGGUGUAGGUGCAGGAACACAAUACACCCAAAAGUGACUUAAUAUUACAGACAGAAUGCAAAACAGAGCGGAUGAGAUGCAUUUAUGUUUUCUGUGACAGCUCUUUAAAGGGAAACUGUGGCCCUAAUUUCUUUUGAAAGUAGCAUUAAGCUGUGAUGAUGUACUAUAGCCUAGUAGGAUCUUCCUUUACCUCGGCCAGUUGUUGGAUUAUUAUAAAUAGAUAUAAUAUUAAUGCAUGACACGUUAAAGCUUGAAGUGAAAGUGCACCAAAAAUUGCCUUGUGGCUGGACAAUUUUCAACUUAAUCAACCAGUCUUUUUCCAAUCGGUGAAACUACAUACCAGCACUUGAAGGUCUCUGUACUGAUAACACUCUUCAAAGUAUAAACUAUUACUGCAGGAAACAGAGUCAAGACUAACUUGUAUUUGUCUAUUUUCUCUAUUAGUAAGAUGUUUUAAACAUCUACUGAAAAUUUAAGGACGACUGCAUUUUCCCAAAUUUGAGAUUUCUAACUGUUUUAUGUGGGCCUUUCUUUUUCUUUUUUUUUUUUUGUUUUUUGUCCAUUAUCAGAAAAGAUGAACAAUGUCCUACAAAAUUGCUGUGUUUUAUAAUUUGGCUGUUUCUGCAUCUGUCUUAUAUGCUGGAAUUAAAAAUGUUGGCCAGCUUGGACAAAUCGCAGAUGGGUCGCCUCUUCACAUGAAAGUUGUUUUGCUGCUACUAGUGCUGAUGAGACACACAUCAGUAUUGGGAUAAUGGAUUGAAACUUUUCAAUAUUACCUCAGAUCAUCUCUAAAUGAUUGAAGCUUUGACAAAAUUGGAUGUUCCAACAGACCAGUAAGCGUAGGAACAAAUCCAAACUGGUUUUGGAAUGGAUGGAACAGAUCUAACAAUCUUCUGGUCUUCCAAAGGCCCAGCGCUAAGGGUAAGAGUAUUCUUGCCAGGAAAUCACCAAAUUAAAAUUAACUCUACCAAAAAGAGUGGCCAAUUUGCUGCUAAAUCCACUACAGAAGCUUCUGCAAGUUUGUGGAUUAAAGAAAAUUUGGGCACCAAGUUCUUAAUAAAGUCAGGUGAUUGUGUAUGAUCUAUUCCAACCUGGAAGAAAGACUUGCUUAAACAGAUUGUUGUCAACAGAAACUAUCAUCACAUCCAUGAUAAAUGAGUGUAUGUAAUCUUGUGGUUGGAACUACAUUUUGUUGUGCAUGAUAUUGGGUUUUAGGCAAAGAAACCGAAUAACUUUGUCUGCACAACAGGAUAUAUACUGGAUUAGUGCUCAUUUAAUGAAUAUCCACACCAACUUCCUGCUACGAUUACACUUUGUGAACUUUUGUUUCACUGUGCAGGCAAGUCAGAUUAGCUUUUUUUUUUUUUGUCUUAUGAGAUGAAAUGAAAAAGCCACAGAUUACAUCAAUGAGCUGUUGAAGUUGAGGAAAGUACAGAAACAGCAGAAAGAAAGCCUUCAAAAUUGUCAAAAUUCUGUACCAGGGGAAAACCGCAAUUUGUUGCUUUCCAUUCUAAGAAAGAAAAUAUACUUUUGUCUCACAAUAAGUGCAGAUAAAAGGUCAUUACUUCUUCUUGAACUUAUUUUUACAACAAACAAUAACAAAAGAUGAACAGUUUGAAUAGAUUAGAAAAAAAAACUUGUGCUUUUUUGGUUUAACUAUUCCUCCCCGUUGGAGAUUGUUCAUUCACAAAUUGUAAAAAAUUUGCAUGUGACUAUUUGUAAAAGGGAAUAAAAAGCAUGUAAUUAGGGGAAAUAAUUUUAGAGUGGAUGAAUUUUGUCGACAAUCUGCAGUUUCUGUCUGACAUCCAUCCAAAGUCAUGACUUUUAGUUCAAAAUAUGAUUCUAAAUCCAGCCCAUUUUUAAAACAAGCGUUACCAAAUGGAUUCAGAGUUGCACACUGAAACCAGUUUUUAUGUAUUAUGCAUUGUUGGUUGUUUUCUAGUUUUACUUCUCAGUUUAGACUUGGAAGGAGUUCAUUCUAGUCCUGUAACAAAGAUAAAGACGUUUCACAUUUCUCCCAAGUGUCUCUUUGCAUUAGAGCCCAAGCAGAUAUUUAGUGAACUUGUUGAUGCGAAGGUUAUUUUUCAUCGGAUCCACUGUGUUGUGUGUUUUUGGCUUGUUCAGCUUUGAACCCUUUACAUGAAAAGCCCUGGGGCUAACUUCACACCAGUGCGCGAAGAGUAAAACCUAUGGGAGCAGCUGUGUUUCAUAUCUACCAUCUCAUAUAAUUCUGGUGUUCCUGUGUCUGUCGAAUCUGGCGAUGUAUCGCCGUCAUUAGCAAAGUGAAGUGCCCCAUCUGGUCCUGUGAACAGCUGGCAAUAAUAAAGCGGUGCAACUACUGUGGCACCUCUGGA